AUGGAUAAGAUCUUGUUGUGGAACCUCCUGUUGUUUUUUUCUGGAAGUCAAGCCUCAAGAACCUUGGCUCAAAAAAAUGCCGAAUUUGCAGUGGACCUUUAUCAAGCAAUUCGCUUAUCUCAAAAGAACAACGUUGUAUUUUCUCCCCUUGGAACGACUUUAGCUCUUGCAGUGGUACAACUGGGAGCAAAAGGAAAAGCACAACAGCAGAUAAGACAAACUUUGAAGCUUCAGGAUGCCGCAACUGGAGAAGAAUUUUCUGUGCUGAAGUCAUUUUUCUCUGCCAUCUCAGAGAAAAAAGAAGAAUUUACAUUUAAUCUUGCCAAUGCCCUCUACCUUCAAGAAGGAUUCACUGUGAAAGAACAGUAUCUCCAUGGCAACAAGGAGUUUUUUCAGAGUGCUGUAAAACUGGUGGAUUUUCAGGAUGCAAAGGCUUGUGCAGAGACAAUAAGUACCUGGAUAGAAAGCAAAACAUAUGGAAAAAUUAAAAACAUGUUUUCUGAGGAAGAUUUUGGCCCUCUGACUCGACUUGUCCUAGUGAAUGCUAUAUAUUUUAAAGGAGAUUGGAAACAGAAAUUCAGAAAAGAAGACACACAACUGAUGAAUUUUAUUACAAAAGAUGGCUCGGCAGUCAAAAUUCCAAUGAUGAAGGCUUGGCUAAGAACAAACUAUGGUUAUUUUUCUGAACCCUCCAUCAGCUAUCAGAUUUUAGAAUUGCCUUAUAAGAGUGAUGACUUUAGUUUAAUCAUCAUACUUCCUGCAAAAGGUGUGAACAUAGAAGAAAUGGAAAAACUACUGACUGCCCAUCACAUUCUGAAAUGGUCCUCUGAGAUGGAGGAAGAAGUGGUGGAAAUAAUUCUCCCCAGAUUUAAUGUAGAACAAAAAUUAGACUUCAAGGAAGCUUUGUAUUCUUUGAACAUAACUGAGAUAUUUAGUCGUGGCUGCAACCUUUCUGGAAUAACAGAUUCAUCAGAAGUGUAUGUUUCUCAAGUCGUGCAAAAAGUUUUCUUUGAGAUAAAGGAAGAUGGCAGUGAAGCUGCAACAUCAACUGGUGUGCACAUUCCUAUGAUCAUGAGUCUGACUCAAACUCAAUUUAUAGCAGAUCAUCCAUUUCUGUUUGUUAUGAAGUAUAAUCCAACAGAAUCAAUUUUGUUUAUGGGAAGAGUGACAAAUCCUGACACCCAAAAGAUGAAAGGAAGAGAUUUAGAUUCACUGUGAAUGAAAACACAGCUCAAGAAUACAAGACAAAUCCUGGAAAAUUAUUGAUUGG
Messenger RNA from Heterocephalus glaber (naked mole-rat), 1270 nucleotides. RefSeq names its product serpin family I member 2 (gene Serpini2). Gene Ontology annotation, biological process: negative regulation of endopeptidase activity. NCBI's taxonomy places the organism in Eukaryota, Metazoa, Chordata, Mammalia, Rodentia, Bathyergidae. The record is from RefSeq and is a predicted model, not a curated record. Gene Ontology annotation, molecular function: serine-type endopeptidase inhibitor activity.